This is a messenger RNA of Jaculus jaculus (lesser Egyptian jerboa), 2912 nucleotides long. RefSeq names its product glial fibrillary acidic protein (gene Gfap). The transcript has 10 exons. Gene Ontology annotation, cellular component: cytoplasm; intermediate filament; cell projection. Gene Ontology annotation, molecular function: structural constituent of cytoskeleton. The coding region runs from base 30 to 1442 and encodes 470 amino acids. Gene Ontology annotation, biological process: regulation of chaperone-mediated autophagy; intermediate filament organization. NCBI's taxonomy places the organism in Eukaryota, Metazoa, Chordata, Mammalia, Rodentia, Dipodidae. The record is from RefSeq and is a predicted model, not a curated record.
GUCCCAGGAGCCAGGAGAAGCAGGGCAAGAUGGAGCGGAGACGCGUCACCUCUGCUCGCCGUUCCUAUGCCUCUUCAGAGAUGGUGUUCAGGAGCCUGGGGCCUGGCCGCCACCUGGGUACCAGUCCCCGACUUUCCCUGGCUCGCAUGCCCCUUCCUCAGCCUGCCCGGUUAGACUUCUCCCUGGCUGGGGCACUCAAUGCAGGCUUCAAGGAGACCCGGGCCAGUGAGCGCGCAGAGAUGAUGGAGCUCAAUGACCGGUUUGCCAGCUACAUCGAGAAGGUUCGCUUUCUGGAACAGCAAAACAAAGCGCUGGCGGCAGAGCUGAACCAGCUGCGAGCCAAGGAGCCCACCAAGCUGGCAGAUGUCUACCAGGCUGAGCUUCGGGAGCUGCGGCUGCGGCUGGACCAACUUACUGCCAAUAGCGCCCGGAUGGAGGUGGAGAGGGACAAUCUGGCCCAGGACCUUGGCACCUUGAGGCAGAAGCUCCAGGAUGAAACCAACCUGAGGCUGGAAGCUGAGAACAACCUGGCUGCUUAUAGACAGGAGGCCGAUGAAGCUACCCUGGCCCGCCUGGAUCUGGAGAGGAAGACUGAGUCGCUGGAGGAGGAGAUCCGGUUCUUGAGGAAGGUCCAUGAGGAGGAAGUUCGGGAACUUCAGGAGCAGCUGGCCCGACAGCAGGUUCAUGUGGAGAUGGAUGUGGCCAAGCCAGACCUGACUGCAGCUCUGCGAGAGAUCCGAACACAGUACGAAGCAGUGGCCACCAGCAACAUGCAGGAAGCAGAGGAGUGGUACCGUUCCAAGUUUGCCGACCUCACAGACGCUGCUGCUCGCAACGCGGAGCUGCUCCGCCAGGCCAAGCACGAGGCCAACGACUACCGGCGCCAGCUGCAGGCCUUGACCUGUGACCUGGAGUCCUUGCGCGGCACGAACGAGUCCCUGGAGAGGCAGAUGCGCGAGCUGGAGGAGCGCCACGCGCGGGAGGUGGCGACGUACCAGGAGGCGCUGGCCCGGCUGGAGGAGGAGGGGCAGAGCCUCAAGGAUGAGAUGGCCCGCCACCUGCAGGAGUACCAGGACCUGCUCAACGUCAAGCUGGCCCUGGACAUCGAGAUCGCCACUUACAGGAAGCUGCUGGAGGGCGAGGAGAACCGCAUCACCAUUCCUGUGCAGACCUUCUCAAACCUGCAGAUCCGAGGGGGCAAAAGCACCAAGGAAGGGGAAAGUCACAAGGUCACAAGACAUCUCAAAAGGCUCACAAUACAAGUUAUACCAAUACAGGCUCAUCAGAUUGUAAAUGGAGCCCCGCCAGCUCUCGAAACCAGUCUGGACACCAAGUCCAUGUCAGAAGGCCACCUCAAGAGGAACAUCGUGGUAAAGACAGUGGAGAUGCGGGAUGGUGAGGUCAUUAAGGAGUCCAAGCAGGAGCACAAGGAUGUGAUGUGAAGUGGGCCCCCUGGGUGGCCCCUGCCACACAGUGCGAGGGGCCCAAAGUAGGAGUAGGGGACUUGUUUCUCCUCAGAUAGUUCACUUCUCUGGACCUGAUGCCCACUGCUCCCCUUCAGCCCUGUCUCUAUACCAGCUUGCUGUCCUAGGCUCAGUCAGCGGUAGGCCUGACAGAUGGCACCCAGCCAACACUUCCAAUUAGCAGGACUCUCACCCCAAAGGGACAUUCUGGAAAGGAAUAGCCAGCAGCUUGGGUUAGAAUUGGGAGGGAAGAGAAAAGUUGUAUAGGGCAAGAGGACCAAACAAAUCACAUCCUUCAUCUCUGUUGUUAUGGCAACUGUUGCCAGAGCUGGAGGUAUCUGUGGGGUAUCUGGGAAGUGGACUGAGUUUCCUCAGGCUGCUGGAGAAAAGCAGAAACUCAGAUAGGAAAGGGAAGUCCCCAAGGCAAGGUAGUUCUGCCCAGAGGCUUAUUCUUACAAAAUGAACCUGACCAGUCCAGCAGUACACGAGGAAGGCUUGUCGCUUAGAGGGAUCACCAGAUGGAAAUUCUAGCCUGCCCAAGUCCCUCAGGGCCCUCUGAGUGAUGAUUCAAAUUGAGCUGCCAUGCAGGGAACCAGCCUGCGAGCAGGGGGGGACUUGGUUCUCAGCACUUGGGAAGUUAAUCUAUAGUGUAAGUGGAGAGGGACAUAGUUCUGGGAAGGAGUAGAAGUGGGCUGCCCAGUCCCAAAGUGUGGGUGCAGAGAAGCCAAGGCCAGAACUCCCCUCACACAGGCUACAGGGGCACUGUUAGUGGAGGUACCAAUAGGGAUGAUGUCAACAUCAGAGUGUGGGGUUGUGAGCUACCGGUUACACUUGGCCCGAGUUGUGGGAAUCAAGGAAGUGACUCAUCUUGAAGAUGCUGAAAUAGGAGAUAGAGGGGCUGCUGUCCACGGGGCAGGGCACAGCUGUGUCCCAGUUCUAAAGGCCUAUUCCUGGCUGCAUAAUCCUGGGCCAUCCAUCCUCUGAGGCCUGCAACUGCUGCCUCUCAACCCCUGGUGAAGCCAUGGCCAUCCAUCUGAGCCUCUCUACCCCAUACUGACCAGCUGCUCUUCCACAAGCCAAGGGCUCAGGUCUCCUGCUACAUACAAAGUACAUCCCACCUGUAUUUUAGGCAGCACCCUAUUGCUAGCUUGGGAAACUGAGCAUGAGCAGAGUAAAAUGUUCAUGCAAGCUAAAGGCAGGACACAUGAGGCUGAGGAUUCCACCUCAGACCACAUGCUGUGCUUUCGGGGGCUGGCGGUGGGGAUCUGCUCAGAGAUGGGACUGAAAGGUCCAUUCUGUAGUCCUUUUCUCUCCUUUGAGGUAAAAAAAAAAAGGCAGAGUGCGGCCCUCCCUCUUUCCAGGGCUUGGUUCCUUCUCCCCUAGUCCUUGAUGCCACCUGCUGCUGCUAACUGUCUCCUUUACUAAGAAAUAAAACCAUGUCACAACCUU